AUGCGGCGUUACUAUGGACAGCUUGAGUCCGUCUUGAGGCAACAGACGUUAGCCUUGCGUUUUAAAUGGGGCCCAGGCAGGCGGCUGACGACUGUCAUUAUUCCACAUUCAAUUUCUACUCAACGAUGCAGUUAUCAUGACUACUCAAGGCAGACCGCAUAUCCUCCUCCGCCCUCCCCUUCCUCGAUGCAGCAGCCGCAGGUUUCACCCUAUCCACCGUAUGUACACCAAGGGGUUCCACCUGGUCAACCAGUAUAUAACACGCAACGGGGAACUCCAGGCCUCCUCGGUGCCACGGUGCCAGAGUUGGGAACCAAGGAGCGACCGCUAGUUGUUCUCUCGGCCCCUCAACAAACAUCUUGGGCAACGCGAAUGUGGUUACUGCUGCUUUUUGGGAUUGGAAUCAGUUGUGUACUUAACCUUAUUGAUGAAUUGAGUAGCCGAAUACAGGAAAGCAGCUCAUCUGUGCGGUCGUCACCUGUUUCCCGAGCGGCACUCACGGGCGUGUUUGUAUCUUCCGAUGUGAGGCCGGUGGACUUAAAUGAUCUUGAAGUUACCUUUGAUUCCAUUCGUGGUUGUGACGAGGCAAAAGAGGAGCUUGAAGUAGUUGUUGAGUUUCUUAAGGAUCCAGAGAGGUUUUAUUACCUGGGAGGGCGACUUCCGAAGGGCGCACUGUUGGUCGGUCCCCCUGGGUGCGGCAAGACUAUGCUUGCGAAGGCCAUUGCCAAGGAGGCUGGGGUGAACUUUUUCUACGCCACAGGGAGUGAGUUUGACGAAAUGUACGUGGGUGUCGGGUCCCGUCGGGUACGAGAACUGUUUGCGGCUGCAAAAGCAAACGCCCCAGCCCUAAUCUUCAUUGAUGAAAUUGAUGCCUUAGGUGGUAAACGAUCGAGAGCGGAUCACGCCUAUUCUCGCAUGACAUUAAACCAACUUUUGGCUGAGAUGGAUGGCUUCCGUUCGAAAGAGUCAGUCGUUGUUUUGGCGGCCACUAAUACCCCGGAUGCGUUGGACAAGGCUCUAACUCGCCCCGGGCGAUUUGACACCACAAUUUCUGUAGACCCUCCAGAUAUGAAGGGGCGUGAGGAGGUGUUAGAGGUGUAUUUGAAAAAGGUGAAGGCAGAUGCCUCGGUGAACGCCCACUCCAUCGCGCGAGGAACCACAGGUUUUACUGGUGCGGAGCUGAACAAUUUGGUUAACAUUGCCACAAUUCGAGCUGCGGUAAUGCGUAAAAAUGCCGUCACCAUGGAGGAUGUUGAGUACGCCAAGGAUCGUGUGAUGAUGGGCACAGCAAGCAAUAAGGUGAUUCCGGAGGAGGAGCGACGAGUGACCGCGUACCAUGAAGGGGGCCAUGCGAUAGCGGCAAUUCUUCUAGAGAAGGAAGGCGCAGAGCCUGUGCAAAAGGCCACCAUUGUUCCUCGAGGCAAUGGUAUCAUGGGGCUCGUUGCGCAGGCUCCUGAAAGGGACACAUACAGCCAAAGGAAAAGACAGUGUUUGGCGCGACUUAAAGUUUGCCUGGCAGGUCGCGUGGGGGAAGAGAUUCUGCUUGGGGAAGAUGAUGUGACCACGGGUGCCAGUUCGGAUUUUCAUCAAGCGUCGCAAAUGGCGCGUAAUAUGGUACGACGCUUUGGAUUUAGUGAUGAGGUUGGUUUUGUUGACUACGAGUCCGCCGGCACACCAGAGGGCGCAUAUAUGUCAGAGGCAACAAAAAGCAAAAUAGAAACAGAGGUCGCCUCCCUCCUAAAAGACUCCUACAAGGAGGUCAAAGAAAUGCUCCUUAGUCACAGGAAGGAGCUGGAUUCCGUCGCUCAGCACCUAAUGCAACACGAGACCUUAACAGGCGAGGAACUGAAACGAAUUCUGAAGGGGGAGGUACUGCCGGCAAAGGUCACAACGGAGAGCCUUCAACCUCCUGCCAAGAAACCGCCCAAGGGCUCGGACGGGAUGACGGGACGACGUCGACCUGUGCCAAUUUCAUAG
Trypanosoma rangeli is the source of this 1977-nucleotide messenger RNA. RefSeq names its product mitochondrial ATP-dependent zinc metallopeptidase. Gene Ontology annotation, cellular component: chloroplast thylakoid. Bases 1 to 1977 code for a protein of 658 amino acids. The record is from RefSeq and is a predicted model, not a curated record. Gene Ontology annotation, biological process: proteolysis. The transcript has a single exon. Gene Ontology annotation, molecular function: ATP-dependent peptidase activity; ATP binding; ATP hydrolysis activity. Lineage: Eukaryota; Euglenozoa; Kinetoplastea; Trypanosomatida; Trypanosomatidae.